This is a messenger RNA of Williopsis jadinii, 936 nucleotides long. RefSeq names its product Ctf19p (gene CTF19). NCBI's taxonomy places the organism in Eukaryota, Fungi, Ascomycota, Saccharomycetes, Phaffomycetales, Wickerhamomycetaceae. The record is from RefSeq and is a predicted model, not a curated record. The coding region runs from base 1 to 936 and encodes 311 amino acids. The transcript has a single exon.
AUGUCAGAUCUUUUCAAUAUCGAAGGCGUCCAGUCCUCAUCUCCCGUCGUGGAGACGGAUAGACUGAAAGAAAUACGGCUGGAAAGGGAAAACAACACGCUGUUGGAGAAGAGAAACAGGCUGUUGAGGGAGAUCGAAGAGUUGGAACUGAAAUGGAAUUCCUUGAACAACGAUGUCUCGAGCACUGAAUCCCAAAAGGAAGAGGAUGAGCUGAUUAUGGAUCUCAUAAAAAAGGCAUCACAGACUGGGGGCAACAACGAUGAUGCACCUGACGACCCACCUGAUGAGCUGGUGGAAUUUGAUGACUUCGCAUACUCGACACUACCACUUCGGGACUGGUCGAUAAGGCAUGAAUACCUCAGGAAGUUCUAUCCGUACAUUCAAGUUCUUUCACCACACUCUACACUCACAUUACACUACAUCGAUGCCAAACCUCAGGUAUUGAAAUCCCUAUCAUUUGUCAUACAGCACAGCACAUUGUUUGAGUUUGAGGUUGCCAUCCUAUUACGAAGCAAAGACAAUAUCUACAGUGUCUAUGAUCUGAAGUUGACAAAGACAUCCAACAAUAGGUUUAACACAUUGCUGAUCUCAAUUGCAGAUCACUUCUCACAGACUAAGAACAUCAACGGGUUCCUGUAUACAUUGAACGCUUGUUUUGAGUCGAUUACCAAAAGGCACAGUACGUUCAAAGAACUGUAUCAGAGAUACGUCUCAGAUGAUUUCGAGUCAAGGCAUUCAAUUUACAAUAACACUGUACAUCUUCCUCCUAUUCAACUAACUUGGGACAUCGUCUUUGAUCCCCAUGACGGUCUGUAUUCUCAACUGACUGUGAACUCACAAUUUAAUAGCACUUUCAAGGAGAUGUUGGAAUUCUAUGGCUUGAAGAAGUCCAUUGCCCUACUAUUGGAGAAUAUCGAUAAUGUCUCAUCACCGUAA